UGAGUGUCGGCUCCCAACUAAACCUCUCUGUCUCACCAUUUUUAUCCAUCUCCUAUUCCUCAGAAUCCUCUGCUGGUACCGUUUGAGUCUGCGAGAUGGAUCGUACACUCCAUGAAGCAGCUGUUAGUGGGGACGUUUUGACCUUUCUCAAUCUUGUUGGAGAAAAUGAUGAGAAUCUUAUCGAACAAAGCACGUACAACUCCAUGAACACUGUGUUACACUUAGCUUCAAGAUUUGGGCACAGCCAAUUAGUACAGGAAAUCAUCAAGUUAAGAUGGGAACUGGUUUUGAAGGAGAAUGAAAAUAUGGAAACUCCAUUACAUGAAGCAUGUAGAGGAGGGCAUCUAGAUGUUGCCAAGAUUUUAUUAGAGACUGAUCCUUCUGUGGUUUCCAAAGUUAACCGGGAAUAUGAGAGUGUCUUAUUUGUUGCAUGUGAACGUGGGAGAGUGGAGAUUGUGAAGCAUCUAUUGAUGAAUUAUGCAUGGUUGAUUGGAUUGGAAGAAGAUGGAUUAACAACUUCGUUGCAUGUUGCGGCUGCCGGAGGUCAUUUAGAAAUUGUCAAGGAAAUAUUACAAGUUCAACCAGCAUUUGCAUGGAAAAGGGAUUCACAAGGAUGCUCACCCUUGCACAUAGCUUGUAGCAAAGGACAUCUAGGCAUAACAAGAGAAAUCCUGAAGGUGGAUGAAGACCUUUCUUCAUUACAGGAUAAUGAAGGAAGAACUCCACUUCAUUGGUCUGCAAUCAAAGGUCGAGUUAAUAUCAUUGAUGAAAUCAUCUCAACGAGUCUUCAAUCGGCUGAGAUGAUAACGACAUCAGGCGAAACUGUCUUACAUUUAGGUGUGAAGAAUAACCAAUUCGAUGCGAUUAAGUACUUGGUUGAAACCUUAAACAUCACCAACAUGGUUAACUUACCCGACAAUGAUGGCAACACCAUUUUACAUAUCGCGUCGGCUGCCAAACUCACCACUAUGGUUACAUACCUGGUAAACAAGUCAGGUGUUGAUGUAAAUGCUCUUAAUCGAAGGGGAUUCACACCUCUAGAUGUCGUUGAAAAAGAUGUGAGCAACUCAGGUGCGCUGCUGCUUAUUCCAACGUUAAAAGAGGCUGGAGCCAAAAACAGCGAUGAAUUGCCAACAAAAUCACCUGAAAUACGACGAGUUAAUAAUACAGUUUCUGCAAGAUCAAUUGAGAAAAUUUUCAGAGCACCAUCUUGGUGGUCAAAGAAAACUCUUGAUUCUUCACCUAAAACUCAUCACAAGAGAAAGUGUCACACUCACAGAAGAGAAAAGCAACUUGCACUCCACAAUGAAGGUAUUCUGAAUGCUCGAAACACAGUAACUCUGGUGGCUGUUCUAAUAGCAACUGUAACAUUUGCUGCUGGAAUCAAUCCCCCAGGAGGCGUAUACCAAGACGGUGUUUUGAUGGGAAAGGCAAUUAUGGGGAAGACAACUCCUUUCAAGGUCUUCAUGUUCUGCAACAAUGUGGCUUUGUUUUCAUCAAUCGGAAUCGCUAUUGUUCUUGUUAGUGUCAUCCCUUUUCGGCGUAAAACAAUGAUGAAACUGUUGGUUGUGACACACAAAAUCAUGUGGGUUUCUGCUUCAUUCAUGGCAGCCGCUUAUAUUGCAGCAGCGUUUGUUAUUACAAGGAAGGGAAAGGGAUCAAAUUGGAUGUUGGUCUCUGUGGUAUCAAUUGGAGCAGGAUCUCUGUUGUCUAUUUCUAUGGGUCUUGGGGUUAUUUUGGUACAACACUGGCUCAGAAAAUGGGAGUGGAGAAGAUUGAGGGAGAAGAGAAAAGAAACUCCAAACAGUAGUGUAAGUAGUCAGUUGCGCAACACCAGGAAAAUGCGUAGUCCCCACUCUACCAACUCUGACGUAGACAGCUCCGAAAGCCAAGGAUUCAUGGUUUACUGAGUGGGUGAACCUGCAAAACCGUGAGACACAGUUUAGUUAGAUAAAUAGCUGUAUAACCUAUAGAUCUACGAUAUCUUGAAGUCCUCUUCUUGUAUUUCACUGCCACAAUAGAGUACCCUAUGCAGAUAUAUUUUGCUAAUCAGUUUAAUGGUUUAGUUUCGUACAACCUACUGUGGAAGAGUCAAAUUUGUGUACAUUCAGAUACAAUAAGAUAUUGACGCAAGUAACAAAAGAUAACAAUAUAUAUAAAAGUAUAAAGAAAAGCAUUUUA
Papaver somniferum (opium poppy) is the source of this 2181-nucleotide messenger RNA. RefSeq names its product ankyrin repeat-containing protein NPR4-like. The record is from RefSeq and is a predicted model, not a curated record. Lineage: Eukaryota; Viridiplantae; Streptophyta; Magnoliopsida; Ranunculales; Papaveraceae. The coding region runs from base 96 to 1910 and encodes 604 amino acids. Gene Ontology annotation, cellular component: plasma membrane. The transcript is spliced from 3 exons. Gene Ontology annotation, molecular function: protein phosphatase 1 binding; protein phosphatase regulator activity.